This is a messenger RNA of Annulohypoxylon truncatum, 1407 nucleotides long. RefSeq names its product mitochondrial f1 ATPase subunit. The transcript has 6 exons. Gene Ontology annotation, biological process: proton transmembrane transport; proton motive force-driven ATP synthesis. The record is from RefSeq and is a predicted model, not a curated record. Gene Ontology annotation, molecular function: proton-transporting ATP synthase activity, rotational mechanism; ATP binding; ADP binding. Lineage: Eukaryota; Fungi; Ascomycota; Sordariomycetes; Xylariales; Hypoxylaceae. Bases 168 to 1145 code for a protein of 325 amino acids.
CUCCCCUUCGUUUUCCGGGCGCCUCAGCACUCCUCUCGAAAAAGUCUCCAUUUGCAAACCACAGCAAAAUACCCAUUCCUCCUCCUCAAUCUCCUCUCCCAAUUGCAAUUAAAAAUUGCAAUUGAUUUUUCCUUUUACCCUGGAGGAUCAAAUAUCCCUCUUUCAUAAUGUUUCGCAACGCCCUUAGACAGUCCACGCGCGCCGUGAGCGCAAUUUCUGCCUCGGGCAGAGUCGUUACGGCACGAAAUGCCGCACCCGCCAUUUUCAACGUACAGGCCCGAUCCUACGCCGACGCGAAAGCCUCACCCACCGAGGUCUCUUCUAUCCUCGAGCAAAGAAUUCGUGGUGUAUCAGAAGAAUCCAGCUUGGCUGAGACUGGUCGUGUUCUUUCCGUCGGUGAUGGUAUCGCGCGUGUGCACGGUAUGGCCAACGUCCAGGCCGAAGAGCUUGUUGAGUUCGCUUCCGGUGUGAAGGGAAUGUGCAUGAACUUGGAAGCUGGACAGGUCGGUGUUGUGCUUUUCGGUUCUGACCGUUUGGUCAAGGAGGGCGAGACCGUUAAGCGUACCGGAGCAAUUGUUGAUGUCCCCGUCGGCAUCGAAAUGCUUGGCCGUGUUGUUGAUGCCCUAGGUAACCCCAUCGACGGCAAGGGCCCUAUCAACACCAAGGAGAAGCGCCGAGCUCAGCUCAAGGCCCCCGGUAUCUUGCCUCGACGAUCCGUCAACCAGCCCGUGCAGACCGGCCUCAAGUCCGUCGACGCUAUGGUUCCCAUCGGUCGUGGACAGCGUGAGUUGAUCAUCGGUGACCGUCAGACUGGAAAGACUGCCGUCGCUCUCGAUGCCAUCCUCAACCAGAAGCGAUGGAACAGCGGCAACGACGAGACCAAGAAGCUGUACUGUAUUUACGUUGCCAUCGGCCAGAAGCGAUCUACCGUCGCCCAGCUUGUCAAGACUCUCGAGGAGAACGAUGCAAUGAAGUACUCGAUUGUAGUAGCUGCGACUGCCUCUGAAGCUGCUCCUCUGCAGUAUAUUGCUCCAUUUACUGUUUGCUCCUGUUUUUCCUUUCGCUAUUACAUCCGGGUUAUGCCUUCCCUUCCGGACAUGGACAGUACACAUUCGCCCUGGGUGCAAUGUCUUCUCGGGACAUGACUUGUCUUCCGGAUAGUACAACCCCGCCAUGGGUGUAACAUGUUCUCAGAACGUGCCUUCUCGCAGACAACACCCACCCACCAGGGUGCAAAAUGUUCUCAAGGCAUGCCUUCCGGGCAGGACGCACUUGCCAGGUUGCAAAAUGUUCUCAUGGUGCAAAAUGUUCUCAGGACGUGCCUUCUGGAAGUUGUUGACCUCGGGGGAGGGCGAUAUCUUUAAGGCCCAAGGGUUGUCCUGAACUCCAUCCUUUUUCACCUUUCAU